UUUUGUUUUUUAAACAAUUCCAAAGUGGGCAAAAUAGAUAGGAUACCAGAACAUGCCCUUUAGUUUUAUGUGUGAGACAAAGAAAAACGCUCUAGAGGCAUGAAUUGUAAGUUAAAGUGCAGUGAUUUUUUAUUUCUUCUUGCACCUCAGACCUAAGAGUUGGAUGUUUGCGUUGCCACAUUGCGUUUAAAUCCAGAAAAGUUAUGUUUUGGAGAGGCUGCAAAUGCUCGUAGGAACUACAUUCGUCGCUACAUUCCAAGAAAACAGAUCACUGCUGAGGUCAUCGUUCUCUCAACAGAUUAUUGGACGGAGGGACAGACAGAUAUCGUGGUCUGCGCAUGUCACUUUUACUGUCUUGCAAACAUUUCCAGUGACACCCUUGAUUUCAGCGUUGACUCUAAAUUGCGCAACAUCUGGAUUACAGCACAUUUUAAUAGUGUAAAGGAAUUCUUCAGGAUGGCGCGUCAUACCCGUGAGCACACGUGGAAACGGUAUUUUUCGAUAUUUCUUUUUCUAUCAGCCGUCAUGGAUGUGGGAUUCACCGUCACCCAUUAUUCUGUUCCCGAAGAAAUGGAGGAGGGUUCUGUCGUUGCGAAUUUAGCUACAGAUUUGGGGCUGGAUGUGAAGACCCUGAAUAAAAGAAAAAUGCGCAUUGAUGUUGUAUCCAAUAAAAAAUAUUUAGACAUCAAUAAGGAUACAGGGGAGCUGUUUGUUUUGGAGAGGAUCGACAGAGAGUUUCUCUGUCCGUGGAAAACCACCACAUCGUGUUUCCUUAAAUUAGAUGCUGCGAUUGAAAAUCCGAUACGGAUGUUUAAUAUCGAGAUAGAAAUUCUGGACAUUAAUGAUAACGCUCCUCAUUUUCGCCGCGGGACGAUGCAUUUGGACAUAUCUGAGUCCAGCCCCGUGGGAGAGAGAUUCUCUUUAAAUAAUGCCGUGGACCCAGAUGUUGGAACGAAUUCUGUGAAAAACUACCACCUCAGCUCCAGUGAACAUUUUGCGUUAGAGAUUCAAACCGGUAGAGACGGAACAAAGUUUGCUGAUUUGGUUCUGAAAAAGGCUUUGGACAGAGAGCAGCAGGCUGUUCAUAAUCUAAUACUGACAGCUGUGGAUGGAGGAGUCCCCACGCGCACAGGUACAGCCAGCAUCAUUGUGCGCGUGCUUGAUGUGAACGACAACGCCCCUUCAUUUGAUCCGGACAAAUAUGAUGUAGAUGUUAUGGAAAACUCCCCGAUUGGCAGUCUAGUGAUUAAACUGAAUGCAACAGAUUUAGAUGAAGGGUCAAACGCAGAGUUAGUGUAUUCAUACAGCCUGUAUACAUCAGAGAGAACACAGAAGAUGUUUAACCUGAAUCCAGAAAAUGGUGAAAUCAGAGUCAAAGAGAUGAUCAAUUAUGAAGAUUUUAAGAUUUAUGAAAUGGAGGUUAUUGCCAAUGAUAAAGGACCAAACUCCUUAUCUGGACAGUGUAAACUGACAAUACAGGUGACAGAUAUGAACGACAACCACCCAGAAAUUUCUAUUAAGUCAUUUCAGAGUCCAAUCAAAGAAAAUGAGCCUGUAGAUACAGUGAUCGCAGUGGUGAGUGUCAGUGAUAAGGACUCAGGUGAUAACGGGAUAGUUGAUCUAACUAUUCCUGAAAAUUUACCUUUUAAACUGAGGGAAUCCUCUGAUAACUAUUAUGAGUUAGUGGUUUCAGAACCAUUAGACCGUGAGAAGGUUCCAGAAUAUGACAUUACAUUCACUGUUACAGACAGAGGUUCUCCUCCUUUAUCUGAUAAUGAAACUAUGGCUUUAGAGCUGCUGGAUGUUAAUGAUAAUGUUCCACAGUUCCCUCAGUCAUUUUAUACUAUACGUGUAAUGGAGAAUAAUGCACCAGGAGCCUUGCUCAGUUCACUCACUGCGUUUGACCCUGACCUCCAUGAAAACCAGUAUCUAGUUUAUUUCAUCCUGGAGAAGGAGAUAGCCAACACCUCCAUGUCCAUGCUGUUCUCCAUCAACCCAGAGAACGGGAACCUUUACGCACUGAAAACCUUUGACUAUGAGAUUGAGAAGGAGUUUCUUUUCCACAUUGAGGCCAGAGACUCUGGUUCUCCUCCUCUCAGCAGUAACGUGACUGUCCACAUCAUCAUUGUGGAUCAGAACGACAAUGCUCCUGUUAUUGUGUCUCCGUGGCGAGCCCACGGCUCAGUGGUGGAGGAAAAGAUCCCCAGAUCCACCGAUAAAGGCUCCCUGGUUGCCAAGGUGAUAGCCUUGGACAUAGACUCAGUGCACAACUCUCGGAUUACCUACCAGUUUCUCCAGGUGACUGAUGCCAACCUGUUCAGUCUGGACCAAUACAACGGAGAGAUCCGGACCAUGAGGAUGUUCAGUUACAGAGAUCCACGCCACCAGCAGCUGGUGGUUGUUGCCAAGGACAAUGGACAGCCUGCUCUGUCCGCUACAGUCACCAUCAAGCUGUCCACAGUGGAGACUGCUGUGAAGGCCUACUCUGACAUGACUGAGGUGCCUCUAGAAUAUGACAUCUUCUCAGACCUCAACCUGUAUUUGGUCAUUGGUCUGGGCUCAGUGUCAUUUCUCCUGCUCAUCACCAUAUUGGUCACUAUUGUGCUCAAGUGUCAGAAACCCAAGGCCAGUAAAACAGCUCCUCCCUGCAGGAACAGUGUGAUCAGUGAGAGGAACUCCACCAUUGCAGACUCCACUCUGGUGUCCAACGAUGCCUACUGGUACAGUCUGUUUCUAGCAGAGACCAGGAAAGGAAAGCUGGUGGUUAGACAGCCUGUGCCAAAGGGCUCCAGAUACAUUGUGUCCAGUAUACCGAGAAGUACAGGAGUGACUGACACUAGUGACUCUGCAGCUUCUACUCUACAGUACCCUAAAUGAGGGAAGUCCACUCUGCAGCUGGAGGCAUCCACUACCAGCAGCAGCAGUUCUACAUAAGGCCAAACCUCCAGCUGUGUCCUGUACUUUUGAGAAGAGGAAUGCCUAACAGAGGAAAGGAGAAAUCCCUGCCAGUGAGCCCCCAGUGUUUAUCACGCUUAGAUUGGUCCUCGUCGCUCAUGUCGUGUAGUAAUCAUGAAGAACUACACAGGCUAAUUAAGGGCACCACUCUUCUCUCCAUCUUUUGUUCUUUAAGCACAUGAAAAGCCAAUCAACAAUGCCUCACCGUCUGUUCAAUAUGCAUGAUGAGACUGCAUGGCUUCAGUCACACCAACAUCUUUAAAACAUUCAAGAGGAGAUGCUUGUAAUGAUGAAGACCAAACAAAAUAUUGCACCAAGAUGUAUUUGAAGAAGCCAAAUGACAGACAAUUUGAGUGGACACUGGAAUGUUGAAAUGCCUUUAAGAGACUUUUCCCUCUCUAAAAAAAGAAACACAUGGUGGAUAUUACAUUUUUAACCUCUGUGCUUUGUCAUUC
Messenger RNA from Sphaeramia orbicularis (orbiculate cardinalfish), 3410 nucleotides. RefSeq names its product protocadherin alpha-C2-like. Gene Ontology annotation, molecular function: calcium ion binding. Bases 457 to 2877 code for a protein of 806 amino acids. Lineage: Eukaryota; Metazoa; Chordata; Actinopteri; Kurtiformes; Apogonidae. The transcript has 3 exons. Gene Ontology annotation, cellular component: plasma membrane. The record is from RefSeq and is a predicted model, not a curated record. Gene Ontology annotation, biological process: homophilic cell-cell adhesion.